UGAACUUAUUGCUCUGAAAAUUGCUGUUGAGUGGUUGAGUGAGUUGAAUAAAUGAGGCUUUUAGAAGUGACUACAGAAGUCGUUACAUUUAGGAAUGAAGCAGGGGUGGGGGGAACCUGGUAAAAAUGCAUUUUUAUAAAGAUACCGGGAACGGUCUGAAAUUACACGCAGGUCCUUUAAGAUGUAGGGGAGCCACUACCCGACAGCUCCAAAGAAUUGUGGGGCGAAGUGAGAAGAUGGCAGGUCUUGAUUGGUUAGAGACAGCUGCAUCCUGGCAGGUGAUUGGCUCCACAGUUGCAUGGGGCUGCUUGUGUCGUCACAAUCCCAGCAUUCCGUUGUAGCCUGCCUGUGGAACUCGCGGAACUUGCUGACAGGAGCCAAACCCCACCCCCUCGUCUGCCGGAGCUGCCCUUAAAAUGAGUAAGAAUGGGUUUGGGAGCUAUGGCGGCAUCUCUGCUGCAGGCGGAGCCAUCGGAAGCAAUGACCCACCGUCUCAGGGCAGGGUAGCUCUUGCUUUUAAGUCCAUACGAUACAGGUCCCGAAUCCAGGAUAUUAUCCCUUGCUGUGUAAACCAGCUGCUCACCUCCACUGUGAUUGAUGAUGUCUUCAUGAUUAGGGGAAUCGAGGUUUCCCUAGUCGCUAUCGUGGGGAUAAUCAGGCAGGCAGAGACGGCUACAAAUUACGUUCUUUACAAGAUUGAUGAUAUGACCACCAAGCCUAUCAACGUCCGCCAGUGGGUCGGCAGAGAUAGAGCAAAGCAGGGGAUAACUCUCCUUCCAGUGAGAGUAUACGCCAAAGUGUUAGGUAUCCUCAAAUCUUCUGCGGAGGUGAAGAGCCUUGAGGUGUUGAAAAUCCGUGUCCUGGAGGACACGAACGAGUUCACCACACAUAUUCUAGAAACGGUUAACGCGCACAUGAUGCUGGAUAAAGCGGCCUCUGGGCAAAGUGUCCCUGUUGUUCCCUCAGAAAUGGAUGAGGCCCAGAUGCACAGCGAUUACCACCCCGACUUCAUCCGGAAGGAGGUGCUGCGUUUGAUUCAGGAGUAUCCUCGAUAGGAAGGCAAGAGUGUUCGUGAGCUCCAGACCGAGCUUAGCAACCUGAGCAUCGGGACCAUCAAUCAAGCCAUUGAGUAUCUGACCGUCAAGGGCCACAUCUACCCCACUGUGGAUGGGGAGCGUUUUAAAUCUGCUGAUUGAAGCAGUGAAAACUUCUUUCAUUUUCUGAAGACGCUGCCUCCAGUUGUGACUGAGUUUGACUGUUUGACUUUUAGGAAGUAGAUUUCUUUAAACAAAAGAUUGGAACUGCCAUCCUUUUGGAACUUCACUGCUUUUCCAACUGCUUUGAACUUUUCUAUUUUUCUAACUAUAUUUGAAGCUCAGAGGGAGAUGGCGAUGGAUAAAUUGACUGGCCUUUUUGUAGAGUUUACCAGCAAGCAAAUGAAAACACUCUUGGACAGAUGAUUUUGGAGGAGAAAAGGUAUAGAAAAAGUUGAAAAUUAUUAGUUGCAUGGGAGCUUCUUCUGUAAUACCUACAUAUUAGGAGAAAGUAGAUGCAGUCAAGGAGCCAGUUAAGAGACAAAAAAAUAUUCUGUUGUUUUUACAUUAGACUUAUUUUCUAUGUUUGGAUUUAGCAUAUUAUAGUCAUAUUAGUAUCUCUUGCUAAAUAUAGUAGUUGAUUAAUUCAGAUGUGCUAAAGAUAGCAGUUUAUGAAUUCAGGCACUCAGUUCAAAUGUUCAUUUAGUGAUUUGCUCUUACACUGUAGGUUUAUGUUUUUUUAAAAGAUAAGAUUAUACUAUGUUUAAAUGGGAGGGUCAGCUUUGACUUUUUUCUUAAAAUAUGAUUAAUGAUUGUUUCAAAUACAAUAUGGAGAUAUUUGGAUUAAAUUACAAUCUCUUGCAGUUGCAUAGUACAGAUACCAGACUUUUUGUAAGUUUCAUGCUCUGAUGUAUUAUUUAUAGUACUAAAUGCUCUGUUUUAUGUAUAAGAAGGUUUUAUUCUUGUAGGGUAGACAAACAAAAAGUAAUAAUAGGAAUUUUAUUAAACUUUGCAAGUUUAACCAAAAUUUAUUUAAACGUUUUAUUAAAGCACUUUUGCAAAUCUUUACCUCCCUGUGUGAUAUUUUUCUAAAUUCAUUUGAAAAGCCUAUAGUUUUGUUUUUGAAUAUUAAUAUUGUAAUUAUCCAGAAUAAUUUUUUCUCUUCUCUAUAUGAUAUCAAUAACAUACAUCCUAUUUGUAAUAAUACAUUUUAGUAUAGGUUAUAUGACUUAUGUGAGGCUUUUAAAUAAUUGAACACACUAAGCACUCAGUUGUACAUACACUGAAGAUGGUAUCUUUCAAGUUACUAUCUCUGUUACAUUAGUGGAAAGAAAAAAUAUAUACAUUCAUAUAGGUAGAAGAGAAAAGCAUUACUUGUCUCAAUCACAAAAAGAAGGUGCAAAAACAGAAAAUCUCUUAAAAGCCAACAAUCCAUACUGUUAGAAUGUGGCCUCUUUUUGCCAGUUCUUAGGAAAACUUAUCAACAGUUCUUGCUUAAGCUUCCUGAGGCAUAAAUUUAACUUUUCUUCCCUUCAAAAGCAAGGAAGUCAUAAAUGACACUCUUUUGAAAACCACAAAUGGUUAACAUACUAUGAACGUGUUUGUUAUUUAAAUUAUCAGACAUCUUUCCAAAUUCUAGUCUUCAUAAACAUAAGAAAUUCUGAACUACUCUUUGUCAAAAAGGUUGCCUGCCCUGGGAAAAUCAUACUGAAGGAGAGACAGAUGAGGGGCAUAUUUCUUCCUCAAGAUGUCAGUGCGGAAAGAAAUAGUCUAAGAGACGUAAUAUUCUUUUGUGGUAUCACUUAUACAAAUGCUGGAAGCCUGAGAUUAAAAUCUGAUAUUUAUGACUUCAUAGGUCACUUUCCUAAUUGUCAAGUUGAUUCAAUUGGCGGUUGGCUGGGUAGUCACCUUUCCCCUCACUCUAGGAAUAUUCCUAGAGCCAAAAAAGCUUUUUUUGCCUGUCUUUGUUGCCUGGGAACUGAUGCUAUAUGUAUACCCGAAUUUAAGGCCAGGGACCACCCCCACUUCCUGCCCCAUCCUUUGAGGGGGACUGUCCUCUAUCUUUGUGCCUUGGGGUACUUUUUAGCUUUGUUAAUUACCCUAGCACCCCCCCCCCCAUUCUUCUUGUGCUUUACUAGGUUUCUGCUGCAGGUAAGGGACUGCGAUGGAAGAAUACUAAGUAGGUCUAGCUAUAAUGUGAAAGAAAAUCGAACAUUUUGAGGCAGAAACAAUUGCUAGAUUGCCGUACAUGCAUAUUUAGUGCAUGUUAGGGGUAGCAGAUUUUUCAAAUUCAUUUUAAACCAUCCACUUGGUAUGCAGACUUCUUUUUCAAUUUUGUUUAGAUGGUGAAUAAACUUGGCCAGUGCUCCCCUUCCUCUCCAGUUCUGCCCUGUAUGUGAGCCAAAUCUUUGAGUAUAAGACAGAAAUCCUGGGGAAAUACCAUUGACUAUUUUCAGCAGGGACAUUUAACUCUGAGGAACAUGAUAAUUGAUAAUUAUAAGCCACUGGGGGUUGUUUUUCUAUGGCUCAUAGGCAUAAGAAAUGUAUGCAUUUAUAUUGAAGUUGAUUCUAAAUGAACGGAAUAAAUAAAUUUGAAAAUGUUUUCAAGUCAAAGCUAAUACUGUCAUCACAAUUGUUAGUACUUGUUUUAUUUUACCUACUAAAUUUAGAUUUAUAUUUUGAGUAAAUUAUAAAUUGUAUUUUUACAAUUUCCAUUCACUUAUAAUGAAUGAAAAAAGGUAACCACUGAGAAUUCUUUAGUCAUUAAACCGUUAGUGAGCAACUACUAUAUGCAAUAGGAGUUAACUUUCAUUUUAAUAAGCUUAAAUUUAAUUGACUUAUGAAAUACUUAUCAAAAAUAAUAAUAGUUAAUAUUUUAACAUUUAUAUAGUACUUAUUAUCUGCUAGGCACUGUUCUAAGAGAGAGAGAGAAUGUGUAUGUGUGUGUCCCUGUGAUUUAUAAUCGAGGUCCCUGUGCCUCGGCUUAUAUUUCCAGCUCAGACCUUUCUCUUGAAGUUCAGACCCCAUCUCCAAAUGUCUUCCCAGAUGCCCUACAGACAUCUUUAAAACAUUAAAAAAUAAUAGCAAGGAACACUUAACAUAUAUACCAUUUUUUAUCCCCCAGGAAAUGUUCUAAGAACUUGAAAUACAUACCACCGGGGAAUCAUUAUGAUUAGUAUUAAUAUUGUUCUCAUUUUAUAGAUGAGGAACUUGAGGCUCAGAAAGGUUAAGUAAUUUGCUCUAUUUUAAUGUUACAUGGCUAGUAAAUGUCAGAGCUAAGGUUCCAAUCCUGGGUCCUUAUCCACUUCUUUGUACUACCUCACAAUAAGGAAAGUCUUUUAAAAUAUCCUCCUUUCAUUCUUGUCACAUACUAAAUAUUUUGACUUUAUUCCUUUCAUUAAAAUUUGCCUGACUUGAAUUUUUUAAAAAACACUAUGAAAUAUUUCAGCAACAAGUAUAGAGGAGAAUAUAAAAACACCUCUGUAUUCAUUACCAGUUUAAGAAACAAAAUUUAUUUUUAUUAUAGUUGUAGAGAACUUAGCCAUAUAACUCAUUAAUGUUUAAUGACACUAUAACAUCCUUUGAGCCUGCAUUUACACUGAUUAAAAAAUCAUCUGAAAGUCUACAUCUUCUAUAAACCAAUGCAUUUAUUUUUUGAAGUGUACUAUCUUAAGAAUAUAUAUCAUUGCAUUGAAAAGUCGUAUUCUUAUGAUCUCAUGGCUCUUUGUAGAGAAAUUUGGGACUCCUUUGCUCUAUACAUUUUGGAUGAUACCUCUAGUAAUUCAAAUGCCAUCCAUAUAUUAUUCCUAUUUACCAUUAUAUGAUAAAUCAAGAAAGCUUUUUACUUUUACUAUUGAGAAUUACUAUUUUUCUUUUUUUUUGGUAAUACCUUAGGUUUGAGCAGUUCAAUGAAUAGCACUUAAUAUUAUGUAGUUUGUUUUUAUAUAGCAGAUGGAUAUCCCAGAAAGGAAU
Orcinus orca (killer whale) is the source of this 5006-nucleotide messenger RNA. It is a transcript of the gene RPA4, whose product is annotated as replication protein A4. Gene Ontology annotation, biological process: nucleotide-excision repair; DNA replication; double-strand break repair via homologous recombination. The record is from RefSeq and is a predicted model, not a curated record. Gene Ontology annotation, cellular component: site of double-strand break; DNA replication factor A complex; chromosome, telomeric region. The transcript has a single exon. The coding region runs from base 417 to 1055 and encodes 212 amino acids. Lineage: Eukaryota; Metazoa; Chordata; Mammalia; Artiodactyla; Delphinidae.